AUGAUUGGAGCAACGUUAUCCAGCCAUAUCCAAUUGACUGUAGAUCAAAAACUACUGAUCGUGAUCGCCUACGUCAGCGUUUUUUCGAUAUCGACAUCCAUUUCCCGCCAACUUUUCUUCGCUUCUCCAACACCAUCAACCUAUCGAUCCGAGGAAUACCUACGGGGGAGUGUAGCGCAGUCGGGAGGAGGUUCGGCUGCAACUAAAUCAUCGAUGGCUCGACACCGACCUAGUGCCAACCAAACCUCUCAUCCCUCAUUCGAGAUUCUGACUUAA
Molecule: messenger RNA, 276 nt
Organism: Necator americanus (New World hookworm)
Lineage: Eukaryota; Metazoa; Nematoda; Chromadorea; Rhabditida; Ancylostomatidae
Exons: 2
Coding region: 1-276 (91 amino acids)
Source: RefSeq, a predicted model, not a curated record